This is a messenger RNA of Coccidioides posadasii C735 delta SOWgp, 2764 nucleotides long. RefSeq lists its product as uncharacterized. Gene Ontology annotation, biological process: tRNA processing. Gene Ontology annotation, molecular function: ligase activity, forming carbon-nitrogen bonds; ATP binding. The record is from RefSeq and is a predicted model, not a curated record. NCBI's taxonomy places the organism in Eukaryota, Fungi, Ascomycota, Eurotiomycetes, Onygenales, Onygenaceae.
GAAGAACAAAUAAAUUGCAUUAUAUCCUCCGAAUAAUAGAGAGUUUGUGCCUAGGAAGGCAGAAUGUACAUUUUACUCUCAGGCAGGAGAUUAUUCGGUCAUGACAUUGAAACCCCAAAAUAGUCUCAUCCGCCCGGUCUUCACACAAGAAUUCUAUCACGAAGUUAAGAGAGCCUGGAGGUUGCGGGUAGGGCAAAAUGGAAAGGAAAAUGCUCUUCCACGCAAUAUUGCCCUUGCAGUUAGCGGUGGGCCGGAUUCUAUGGCCUUGGCCCAUCUCUGUAGAAGGUUAAUAGUAGAAGGGCAUAUUCCAGACCUAAACGUGAAGGCAUUUAUAGUGGAUCAUAAAGCUCGAGAAAAAAGCACCGAUGAAGCUCUUAAGGUUGCGGGAUGGAUCAAGUCGAUGGGAUUAAAAUCCCAGGUUCUCACACUGCAAUGGCCUGAGGGAACAAAAGAUCCAGCAAGAUUGCCAAAUUUUGAAACGCUCGCAAGGAGACUUCGCUAUCAAGCUCUUGGGACUGCAUGUGUAACGGAAAACAUACGAGCAUUAUUUCUAGGCCAUCACAGAGAUGAUAACGUUGAAACUGCCUUGCUUCGGUUAGCCCAAGGUCAUGGACGCUUUGGUCUUGCUGGAUUUGACAGCGUUUCUCCCAUUCCUGAGUGCCACAGUCUAUGGGGCGUAUCACAGAGUGGUGAUAUUACGAGCAUAGAGGCCAUCUCCGCCGAUCGAACUCCUAGAAUGGCGCCGAUAAAACCAAAUCUAAUGAAUAAUGGGGGUGAUAGAGCACCUUUGCCACAACCGGAUUCAAGCCUCUAUACUGCAACUGGUGGUGUUUAUAUAUUCCGCCCGUUUCGCUCAUUCCCAAAGGCACGACUGGAAGCUACUUGCCGCGUUGCAAGGGUCCCAUUUGUGAUUGAUCCCACCAAUGAAGACCAUACACUGACCAUCCGAAACACUGUGCGCAAGUUGUUGUCAUCAGGGGACUUGCCUCGCGCGUUACAAAGUCCUUCAAUACUAGCAUUUAUCAGCAAGAAUCAAAGAGCCAAGGAACGUUUACAGGAUCUGACCGACAGUUUUUUAAAACUUGUCCGCGUCAACAACUUUGAUUUUAGCUCUGGAACAUUGCUCGUUCGGCUACCCUUCGCUGAAGAAGUUGACUUUUUUAAAGAGACCUUUAACGAUCCCCAUCAAGAUCAUCCUCAUAUAAAUCCUUUUGACGUGCAAUUAAAAGUCGUACGCACGUUAAUUGAGUUAGUAACCCCAGAAUCGGAUCUUCAGGUGUCGCAAGAGGGUCUAGUCAGAGCCGCCAAACUGCUCUGGCCUCGAUCAUCCGAAGACACAUCAUCUCCCGAUGUAUUCACGCUCGGCGGCGUUCAAUUUCAACCCCAAAAAAGAAAGGGGAAAUAUGGAGUCUUUCCGCAUAGUUUCAAGCGCCGGAGUCAGGACGCUCUCAUCGCGUCCCAGAAUCUCAGAGACGUUGCAGACAAUCCUACAGACCCAAAUAUUUGGCUACUCUCGCGAGAGCCCUUACGCCGACAUUUACCGCCACCCAUCACUAAGUUUGGAAUAUGUCUUCCCGACCCGGUUCCUGAACAAAUUAACAAGGCAGGAUGGCAAAGUGUAAACAAAAGCAGGUGGACUCAGUGGAAACUCUGGGAUGGUAGAUACUGGGUCCGUCUUCGAGCGACUAGACAAAACAAAACGUUGGCUCUCAAAGGGGGUGCGACUCCCAAGGCACACAUCUACAGCUUUGGUGACACCAUUCAAGUAACAAUGAAGCCCAUGUCUCAAGAGGACGUCGUUGGGAUUCGCCGAUCUGAACUUGGUAAUCCCUUUUAUCAAUGUCGGAGUUCAUGGAAGCUGACGGAUCGAGAUUUACGGCCUGAAUCGUACACGGGGGGCCGAAGGCUCGACGCAUCCCGAUGGAAGAAGAAGGCCUUCGAUGUUCUCCUUUCUUGUUUUGCACCGGGCAAUCUUCGAAAGACAAUUCCAGUGCUCUGGCAUUCUACCCCGGAAACCAUUCAGCCGGAGGAAGGAAUAAAAGAAGCCCUGUCCAUCCAUGCGGGCUGUAAUACGCCUCCAGCCUCAGACCCCGAGAAGAUAGAGGUUGACAGCCCAGAAGAUUCCCCAUCUGCUUCUCUACCUCCAACUUCAAAAUGCAGCAGAAACGAUGUAGCCAAAGCGACUGCCGGCUUUCCCGAAGGAGACGACAUAAACGACGAAGGAAGAUACGGUAACGGAGAAUAUGAAGAAGAAAGGCACUAUAACAUAAAUGACACCCAAAAACUUGUUGCCGUACCAUCAUUCCAUCGCCGCACGGGAAAGAAGAUAUGGGUACGAAUGCCUCGAAAAUCUAUCCAAGCGCCAUCGAAUGACCUAACAUCGCCCAAAACAGUCGACCAGGAGCAAGACCCAGAUGAAGAAUACAUUUGUCCCUGGAUCAUUGAAUGGGAUAUUAUAUUCAAACAUGUCGAUCCUGUCACGAUCCGGUGCAUGAACUGGGAACGUAAAUUAUCGAGCUCCUCUCCGUCCAAGGAGGAAAGCUAUUGAUACGGCGCAAGUCGACACUGAUAGAUAAGACUGCAAAGGUUGUUAAGCAGACACGCGCGUUCCAGCGAAAUUUCAUACGGAUAAUGUGUAAAGUAUUGAGGUGUGUGUUUUGUAUCUAUGUACGAUACCCCCCGGUUCAUGAGUACCGAAGAUCGAUUUUCAAACCUAGCCCUUGCUCCGCGUGUAUUUUAGUGAGCGGCACGGUAUGAAUAGAUA